Pelagomonas calceolata is the source of this 1400-nucleotide messenger RNA. The record is from the annotation of a GenBank genome assembly. Lineage: Eukaryota; Pelagophyceae; Pelagomonadales; Pelagomonadaceae.
UCAUUUCCGCGCGACGCAGGCGCCAGCACCAUGGUCCAAAUCCACGAAGUGGCCGAAUCCACGAAGGAAGCAACGGACGAAGGGGCCAAGGUCACCACCGUGUCGGAAGGCGCCGACGCCACGGCGGCGCCGCCGGCCGAAGACAAAAAGUCGCUAUUGAUGAGCCUCGGCCUGCCGGAGGAAGUGGCCGACGCGGCCAUCGCGAGCGACGGUGACGGCUUCAAGGACGGGGCGUCGCGGGUGUCCAUGUUCUACUCCCUGAAAGUUAACGACGACGCCAAGGCUGAAUGGAAGGAUCACUACCUAAAUUACACAAAAGGCGCCAAGGCCUCGAAGGGCCACGUCAACGUCUCGCACUCGUACAACGAGGAGACGCGCGAGGUGAUCUGCAUCGAGACUAUCACUGGGAAGGAUGCGAUGAGCAACCACAUCGGCAACUGCUUGCCGCACUACGCUCAAAUGCUCGGUUGUGGCGCAAGAGGCGGCGUCCGUGUUCUUGGUCGCUUCUCGCGUCUCAACGUUACUCUACACACAGGUUGUCAUGAAGGAAAUCAUCUGCGUCUGCGACCCGGCGGAAAUGGACUGGUUCAAGGCGUCCCUCGCGGCCUGGCAGCCGGAGAGAAUGGUCUGCACGCCCGACCACUGCCCCUGACGAACACUAGUAACAUUCCACAGUACGAUUAUCAACUAGGCCACGCGUCGACCACGCCCACGUUUGUCGUCGCCGGCGGCGGUGCACUCGUCCGCCGCGCGACGCGACCUCGUAUGCGCGCAUCCACGACGGCCGCGCAGCGCGAGCACGCGCGCACGUAGCCCUCCACGGCCUCGCGGUCGAGCGACGCCGCCGCGCGCUGUACUGAAUCGGGGCCGUCGUGGCCCUGGCAGAACCGCAGGGGCAGCCGAUGAUUCGAGCAGCCGUCGCAGACGCAGGCGCCGCAGCGCCGGCAAUGAUGCCGCCGUCGCAGCAGAAAAUUGAAGUGCUUGCCGCAGAUCAUGCACGCCGGCGUCGACCCGUCGGGCACGCGCGUCAGGCCGCGCGUCGCGAGGUGCUUCCGCCACGGCGCGUCGAGCGGGUCGCCGUCGCCGAUCGGGGCGGGGAGCGGCGCGGCCACCGGCUGCGGCGACUCGCGGCCGGCGUCGGCCAAGCUCUGGUAGCCAGACAUUUGACGGCUCAGUUCGUGUACUCGUUGGUCGUUUUGCGCAACAACUGAUAUGCGUGCGUACUCCUCGCUGUUUUGCCCAACAACUGAUGUGCGAUGCUUCCGUGCGCACGAUUACCUCCCUCUCAGCCCAAAGCUUGUAAAGUGCCGGUGUAUCGCUGCCAGCAGCGGUCACUCUAGGCGCUGAGGGCCCAAAGCUGGUGCGAGGACGCGUAUCUAUGCGCGUAGCUCUGCAAGCCG